Dreissena polymorpha is the source of this 2140-nucleotide messenger RNA. Its product is annotated as probable serine/threonine-protein kinase kinX. The transcript has 6 exons. The record is from RefSeq and is a predicted model, not a curated record. Bases 294 to 1508 code for a protein of 404 amino acids. NCBI's taxonomy places the organism in Eukaryota, Metazoa, Mollusca, Bivalvia, Myida, Dreissenidae.
GUUAAUUAUAUGUGCUUUAAAAUGUUAAUAAUUGACCAUAAGUUUGUGUUAUUUCCUUUCAAACGUGUAUAGUCCCCUUAAAACCAGUAAAAUAUGUCAUUUUCUGUGAACACUAAUGGGACUUUGUGGUUGAAGAAUGAAAACAAGAGGUGGCUAUCAUAGCAAGAGUGGCGCGCGCAAAAACCUAAUCACUACGUCAAAGGCCAAGGUGAUACUCCAAGACCAAGAAAGAGGAGACGCCGUUGAUAGAACCGAAUGCUGAACCGGAGGAAGAAACUAGAAAUGCAGAGCUGAUGAGAAAGAAGAAGGCAUACAGAACAACAGGAGAUGAUGAACCACUUGCAAAGAAAGCAAAGUCAGCGAAUGAAGAAACAAUCACUGCCAAAAAGUUAGAGAAAGAGGAAGCAGAGGCUGUUGAACAGGAAGAUAGAGCAGAAGAAGAACCAGUGAGAGCAGUUGAAGUACCAGUAAGAAUAAAUGUAGAAACAGUAAGAGCAGAUGAAGAACCAGUGAGAGAAGAUGAAGAGCCAGCGUUUGAAGCAGAUGAAGAGCCGAUAAGAGCAGAUGAAGAAUCAGUUAAACAAGAUGUAACACCAGUAAAAUUAGAUGAAGAGCCAGAAAGCGCAAAUAAAGAACCAGUAAUAAAAAAUGUAGAAACGGUAAGAGAAGAUGAAGAGCCAGUAAAAGCAGAUGGAGAGCCAGUAAGAGCAGAUGAAGACUCAUUGAUAGAAGAUGAAGAAGCAAUAAGAGAAGAUGUAACAACAGUAAGAGAAGAUGCAGAAACAAUAAGAGAAGAUACGGAACCAGUAAAAGCAGAUGAAGACACAGUAAGAGCAGAUGAAGAACUGGUAAGACCAGAGGAAGAACCGGUAAGAGCAGAUGAAGAACAAGUAAGAGUAGAUAAAGAAUCGGUAAGAGCAGGUGAAGAACCAAUUAGAGCAGAUGAAGAACCAGUACGAGCUGAUGAAGAAUCAAAAGCACACACAUCUCGAUAUUACCGUCUACUAAGGGACGAUGAAAAUCCGAUGCGGUUUGGGAUACAAGCUAAAGACCCGAAAGCGCUGGUGAAUUUGACCGAACACGUUUCGUCUGGUAGUAGUGAUGACCACCAAUCGAAGUACAUUUCCUGCUCAGAGACAUUGAGAGGAGCUAUUGAGUUUGUUAAACUAAACUACCGUUCCAACCUUCAACGUAUUGCAGUCAUUGAUGCAGAACAGUUAUCCAAAACACGUGGGAUAAUAAUACAUGAUUUGAAGGCGCUGCGUCAGGAUCUCGAAACAGAUAGAGCAAAACGACUUGCAGAUAGAUUCGACGAGGUUGUUAUAGAAGGAAAUAUCGGGCAAGAGUGUAUUGUCGAAGUGUUUAAGAUUGAAGGAUACAAAGGCAACUAUCAGCCGCCAGUAUCUCUUUACAUUAAAGACGGCUUUUUUGAUGAAAGUAAAAUAAGAAAGACUAAGGUUCCAAGUUUGCUUAACUGUGAAUUGCCUCCAAAGGUGUCAUCAGAAUAACGAAGUAUAAAACAAUAGGAAAUACCAACGGGACCAUAUACUUGGAACUUCAAUAUUUUUUCAGUUGCGUUUUCCUUUAAAAUAUAUGUAUCUAUUAUGUUUAAUAUUGAACUUGACCCACACCUUUUAUAUAGUCCGAAUUACGCUUUUGCAUUAGUAUAUGUAAUGCAUCUCUGCGACGUAUACCAUAAACAAAAUGGAUUGUACAAAAUACUGGAUAGUAAAUGGUGAAUAACAAGUACUGUAAGGCUCAACAUUAAAGCUCCCUUCAAUCAGAUUUGUUUCCGGAAUAUUGCUUGUGCUACGUCUGAGAAUUAGUUGUGAAUCUUUGAAACUAGAGCGCCGCACAGAUUAAGUCACUUUUAACCACUAAUUAUUUCUCACUGUGGGAGACAUUGUAACACAUAGUCCCCGAAUCGUUUGUGUACUCAAAUCCUUUUUAACUACUUAGCAAACUUCGCUAACACAUGUAGACCUAAAGAGCCUUAAUGUUUAGGGAUCUUCAAAGGAGGAAUAAUGGGAUUGGAACAAUUGUAAAAUGUGUAUACUUGGUAUAAUUUAAUGCAUGUGUUGUUAAAUGCCUUUUGUUUUUAAUGACAGUUGCGAUAGCAGAUUAAAUGUAUUGUAUUUGA